CACUGAGUUUGAUUGUAACCAGUUGCAUACAGAUCAAUGCCACAGUGGCUCUGACCUCUCAAUAGAUAGGCUACUUUGAAAGAGGUACUAAUAACUGUAAGACGAUUAAGAGCAGUGGAGAAAAGAAAACAAAUAUGAAGCUGUUGCUAGUUCUAGCUUUAAGUUUUAUAGUAAGUACACAUCAACAGGAUCCAAUUCAAGGUGACUGUGAACAUGAUGGAGAUCUUAGACUAGUAAACAGAAUCAGAGACAACUUUGGAGCACUACAAGUCUGUGAAUCUGAGUUUGGAUGGAGAUACGUCACUCCAUUACACUGGACACUAGCAGCUGCUAGAUUGGCCUGUAGGCAACUAAACCUUGGCUAUAAUAUUAACGCUGUAUUAGGAAGUUUGACAUUGUCAAACGAACUACGCCACAUCAGAAAAUUACGAGACGCUAAUUGUGUUGAGAAUGCACAUGCACUAUAUGAUUGCAUUGUUAGCGAAGAGAGGAAAGAAACGGUUGUAACAAUUAACUGUGUUGAUUGCAAUGAUGGAGCCAUGAGACUAGUAGGUGGGUCCACAGUCAGUGAAGGCAGACUAGAGAUAUGCCACAAUGGUCAAUGGGGGACAAUAUGCAACCAGGGAUGGACACACAGGAGAGCUGCUCAAGUGUGCAGUAGACUAGGGCUACCAACUUACUAUGCUACACUACACCAAUUCAAUGAAGGAGCUGCUUCAGUACACACAUACAACUGCACAACAAUGGACAGUGAUAUUUCUAACUGUAUCCAAGAGUUUUCUUGUACCCACUCAAUGGAUGUUGGAGUGAAGUGUCUUCCUUUCACUGAUGCUAGUACCGAAACCUCACAACCAAGUUAUGGAGCUACCACAGAGAGCAGUAUCACCCAGAGCACAGUCAUGAGUACUAGUGGGACAUUAGGAGCACUCGUUGGUCUAUUAGCAGCUGCUCUAGUGGUGGUUGUCACUGGAUGGAUUGUGUCGUGUGUUUACUUUCAGAGGAAAAUAAGCAAGAAAUGCAAAGACCACACCCAUACAACGUCUGCCUCUACGAGUGACCCCACCCUCCAACUCAAAAACCCAGCGUAUGGUGUUAGCAUCACUGUCCCACACACCACGUACAGCUCCCAUGGACCCUCCUAUGAGGUCAUUGACACUAACGAGGGAGCGGGGCACAGCUAUGAUGCCAUCAGCCAUAGGGGUGCAGCUAGACCACACCCACCUACCACACCCCAUGUGUCCAACGAGGAGUACAGUAUGCUAGACACCAGCAGAGAGAAUACACUAGAGAGCAAUACUGGAGAUGGCCAAUAUUCAAUGGUUAGACAUACUGAUCCCCAAGAUUACGAGGUUCCCGCUCCCCUCAGGGGAAAGAGUACUCUACACUGAAGCAUUGAUAGUCUACGCACUGACUUAACAAGACACACUCAGUUAUAUUCGCCUUUUUUUACAUGGAACUUUGUUAGCUAGUAGAAUGUUUGUAAUCAAAUACACAAACUGGAGUAUUAUAUGCACUGGAGAUAUUUUCAAGAUAAACCUUAUCUCUUG
Messenger RNA from Halichondria panicea, 1547 nucleotides. Its product is annotated as deleted in malignant brain tumors 1 protein-like. Bases 135 to 1388 code for a protein of 417 amino acids. The transcript is spliced from 6 exons. NCBI's taxonomy places the organism in Eukaryota, Metazoa, Porifera, Demospongiae, Suberitida, Halichondriidae. Gene Ontology annotation, cellular component: membrane. The record is from RefSeq and is a predicted model, not a curated record.